AUGGAAGCGGCUCUCGCAUCUCUACCGAUGAAUCUAAGCGAAACAUACGGGCGCAUGAUCGAGAAUAUACCACGAGAGCUCGCACGCGACGCUAUACGCCUCCUACAAUUUCUAGUGCACUCUAAGCAGCCUCUUACGCUGACCGAGGUCAAAGAAAUCAUAGACACGCAAAUCGAAACCGAGUCGCCAGGUUUUGAUAUCAAGCGUCGAUUAUUCUACGAGACUGAUGUUUUACACUACUGUCCCGGCUUAGUGACAGUCGUUGAUGCGGCCGAUAAACAGCUACAUCUUGCCCACUUUACCGUCAAAGAAUACCUUGUCGGAGAGCAUCAGUUCAAUAUUACGGCUGCUAGUAUUUCCAUCACCAAGACAUGCCUAGCUUAUCUUACGGGCAUUAGUCCCAGUCACAGAGAGAUGCAUCGAGAUUUUCCGAUGGUGUAUCGUGCGGCGGAUUUCUGGGCACGCUAUGCUAUGUUGGCUCAAGAUUCGGAAGCUAUAGUUCGAGCGACAAUUUGCUUCUUGGAAGAGGAAGCGACGUUCCAACUCUGGACUCGCUUGUAUGAGCCUGAUUGGCUAUUUCAAAAUACUCCAGGCUCACCAAGAGGUUCCAGACUCUAUUAUUCUUGUUUUCUUGGGCUUGUAGCGACAGCACGAUAUCUCAUAGACAAGGGAGCGGGCGUCAACGCGCAAGGUGGCGUUUAUGGCAACGCCCUUCAGGCUGCCUCAAUUGAAAGCCAUCAGGAGAUUGUUCAACUACUCCUAGAUAAAGGCGCAGAUAUCAACGCGCAAGGCGGCGAACAUGGCAACGCCCUCCAGGCUGCCACAUAUAUCGGCCAUCAAGGGAUUAUUCAACUACUCCUGGAUAAGGGGGCAGCCAUCAACGCGCAGGGUGGCAAAUAUACCAACGCCUUCCAGGCUGCCUCACUUCAAGGUAAUCAGGCGAUUGUUCAACUGCUCCUGGAUAAUGGAGCAGCCAUCAACGCGCAGGGUGGCAAAUAUAGCAACGCCCUCCAGGCCGCCUCAUUUAGAGGCCAUCAGGAGGUUGUUCAACUGCUCCUAGAUAAGGGGGCAGAUGCCAACGCGCAGGGUGGCAAGUUUGGCAAAGCCAUCACGGCCGCAUCAGAUCGAGGCCAUCGGGAGAUUGUUCAAUUGCUAUUAGAUCAUGAAACAAAGGCAAUAUAG
Molecule: messenger RNA, 1182 nt
Organism: Beauveria bassiana ARSEF 2860
Lineage: Eukaryota; Fungi; Ascomycota; Sordariomycetes; Hypocreales; Cordycipitaceae
Product: Ankyrin repeat protein
Exons: 1
Coding region: 1-1182 (393 amino acids)
Molecular function (GO): protein binding
Source: RefSeq, a predicted model, not a curated record